Molecule: messenger RNA, 948 nt
Organism: Prosopis cineraria
Lineage: Eukaryota; Viridiplantae; Streptophyta; Magnoliopsida; Fabales; Fabaceae
Product: EPIDERMAL PATTERNING FACTOR-like protein 5
Exons: 2
Coding region: 131-532 (133 amino acids)
Biological process (GO): stomatal complex development; guard cell differentiation
Source: RefSeq, a predicted model, not a curated record
UUGGCACCUUUUCUCCCACACGCAAAUAUCUGCCCUCUGUCCUCUCUCUCUCUCUCUCUCUCUCAUUCUUCACCUGUUCACCAUAUCCUUCCCCCACACCCACCACCACUCGUCGCCUCCGUCCUCCGCCAUGGGCCUACCGCCUCAUCGCCGUCUUCUCCGUUGCAACCACCACCACCACCACCAACACAGCAACCGCCUGCCAACAACCUUCACGGCGUUCACUUUUCUCUUAUUCUCCUCUGCUUCUGCCCUAACCCUCCCUCCACUUCCAAGUAGGGGAGGUUUCAAGCAGCCCUACUUUCAGAGGGAGGAGAUUAAUGGGUCGUGGACGGCGGCAACGGUAGCGGCGGCUGAUCAGAAGAGAAACGGCGGGCCAGGGUCGUUUCCGCCGUCGUGUAGAUCCAAGUGCGGCUGGUGCGCGCCGUGUGAACCGGUUCACGUGCCGAUCCAUCCCGGUCUGAGCAAGCCGCUCGAGUACUAUCCAGAAGCUUGGCGUUGCAAAUGCGGGAACAAGCUCUUCAUGCCUUAAUAUUUAGAUCUGAUGAAUUUAACAAACCUCCGGAAUCUCAAGAACAGAACAAGAACAAGUCAAAUUAUUAUUAUUCUUAUUACUGUUGUAUGUUGCAGAAAAUUCAAACAAUUCUGCAUUUUGGUCUCCCAAACAUGAUCUUAUCGUAUCUGAUAUAUUUCGAUCUUGACACAGCGACGACGAGACACUAGAAGAAGUAGAUGUGAAUUAUGUUAUUGCCAUUUUGUCACUGUCUCGUAUGUGAAUCAGUGAAAGUUGGUAAUUGAUUGUGUAUUAUUAGUUGAUUACUAGGUUUAUUUUAGAGUAUUGAUCUUUUUGGUUCUCUGUGAGAAGGCACGACAGAAGGAAACGUUGGGAAUGUAAGAUUCUGAUGAGUGAGAUUAUCGAGAGGGAUAUCUUAAACAACCCUUUUUCAC